Dipodomys ordii (Ord's kangaroo rat) is the source of this 1875-nucleotide messenger RNA. It is a transcript of the gene Stx1a, whose product is annotated as syntaxin 1A (brain). The record is from RefSeq and is a predicted model, not a curated record. Gene Ontology annotation, molecular function: SNARE binding; SNAP receptor activity. Bases 49 to 915 code for a protein of 288 amino acids. Lineage: Eukaryota; Metazoa; Chordata; Mammalia; Rodentia; Heteromyidae. Gene Ontology annotation, cellular component: plasma membrane; synaptic vesicle; presynaptic active zone membrane. Gene Ontology annotation, biological process: intracellular protein transport; synaptic vesicle fusion to presynaptic active zone membrane; exocytosis. The transcript has 10 exons.
CAUGCGGGACUUGGUCGCUGCAGCCGGUGCCGCCGCUGCUCGGGGAGCAUGAAGGACCGAACCCAGGAACUCCGCACGGCCAAAGACAGUGACGAUGAUGACGAGGUCACAGUCACCGUGGACCGGGAUCGCUUCAUGGAUGAGUUCUUCGAGCAGGUGGAGGAGAUCCGGGGCUUCAUCGACAAGAUUGCUGAGAACGUGGAGGAGGUGAAGCGGAAGCACAGUGCCAUCCUGGCCUCCCCUAACCCCGACGAGAAGACAAAGGAGGAGCUGGAAGAACUCAUGGCAGACAUAAAGAAGACAGCAAACAAAGUUCGUUCUAAGUUAAAGAGUAUAGAGCAGAGCAUCGAGCAGGAGGAAGGCCUGAACCGCUCUUCUGCGGACCUGAGGAUCCGCAAGACACAGCACUCCACGUUGUCCCGGAAGUUUGUGGAGGUCAUGUCCGAGUACAACGCCACGCAGUCCGACUACCGCGAGCGCUGCAAGGGCCGCAUUCAGAGGCAGCUGGAGAUCACCGGCAGGACCACCACCAGUGAGGAGCUGGAGGACAUGCUGGAGAGUGGGAACCCCGCCAUCUUUGCUUCUGGGAUCAUCGUGGACUCCAGCAUCUCCAAGCAGGCUUUGAGUGAGAUUGAGACUCGGCACAGUGAGAUCAUUAAGCUGGAGAGCAGCAUCCGGGAGCUGCAUGACAUGUUCAUGGACAUGGCUAUGCUUGUGGAGAGCCAGGGGGAGAUGAUCGACAGGAUCGAGUAUAAUGUGGAGCACGCUGUGGACUACGUGGAGCGGGCUGUGUCUGACACCAAGAAGGCCGUCAAGUACCAGAGCAAAGCGCGCCGGAAGAAGAUCAUGAUCAUCGUGUGCUGUGUGAUCCUGGGCAUCGUCAUUGCCUCCACCUUUGGGGGCAUCUUCGCAUAGGGCUGCUUGCCUGCCACGCUACCCUGGACAGCUCACCCAAGGCGGUCUGACCACGGGCCCUCUCUACCCACCUCACCUCUGGCUUGGAGCAACCCACUGCCCCCCUUUGCCCAAGCUGUGUUGUGUGCAUGAUCUUGUGACUGUGUGUCUGUGCAGAGGCGCAGCUGGGGCUGUGUGGGGCAGCCCCGUCCUCCCCCAGGCUGCCCUCCCUAGCCAGGCAGGGCUGGCCCAUGGGCAUGUUAGCAGUCCUCAGGCUUGGGUCCACCCUGACUUGGUGCCCAGGCUUUCUGGACCCCAACCUUGCUUCUACCCCUCCUACCCUGGCCUUUUCAACUGUUUUUCCCACCCAGCCUUCCGGAGCGCGGCCCAGCUGGCCUCAUGGUGCUGCUUUUUCUGGCUGGGGGAGGGGGUGGCCCCAAAAGCUCUAGCACCAAGCCUCUGCCAGCUGCCACUGUCAUGAGGCUCAGGGGUGCUGUUGCUGGCCUGUCAGGACUAAGCUCCUCCUCCUCCUGGGCCAAGCCUCUGGCUCUCAUCUCCCUUCCCAGGGCCCAGGAACAACCCCAGGGUGAGGCCUGAGCUGGGGUGGGGUCUGGGAAGGCUGCAGCCUGGGCCAGUGUUGCGCCUUUGGGGAUGCUGGCCCCGGGUGUCUUGCCAGGCCUGGUCUUGCCCUGCCCUCGCCAUUGAUGUGUCAGUGCCAUGUGGCUUCAGGUGUCCUGGAUGCAGUAUUAAGCAGCCAGUCAGGGAGUGCCCCCAUCCUGGGGCUCCUAGUUCAAAUGUGCCCCAACCCCAGGUCCCCUCUUCCUUGACAGGCUAGGAGUCUGCAUGCGCCCGCAUGCAGGGGGACUGGCCAUGCCCAGGCCACCGCCCUCAGCUUUGCUCCUGCCUGGUGCCUGUGACCACUGUCCGUGUUGCCUUCUCUGCCCUCCCCUGCCACCUCCACCAAAGGUCUUGGUACAACCA